AUGAUUGCAGCUACAGGAUGCUUACUCUAUGAAGGAUGGUACCUACCGCAAGCUAUGGACUACUGGGUGUCAGUGAGCUAUCGUCUUCUCUUAGGCUCGUUUUUCGGUGUCCUAUUUAUCAAGUUUACAAAAGUGUUUUUAGAAGACAAUGAGAAUGUGUCAGUCUGCGGACUCAAAGGCUUAGAUACACGUAAGGCUUUUCUGAUUAUGGCGGUGAUGACGCUACAGUCUGUGUCGGAAGGCAUCGGUGUUGGUGUAUCAUUUGGUGGAGAAGGUGGCAUUCGUCGUGGCCAUAUUGUUACUAUGACAAUGGCAAUUCACAAUAUUUCUGAAGGCAUUGCAAUAAGUUUAUCUCUUCUACCACGUCGACUCAGUGUUUUCUAUGCUGUGCUAUGGUGUAUUGUAUCAAGUGCUGUACCUGCGUUUUUGUUCGUUGAGCAAUGGCUUCCAAUUCUUUCAUGUGGGUUGGGUUUUGCUGGUGGUGCCAUGGCAUAUGUAGCAGUGCAAGAAUUGCUUCCUGAGUCGCUCAAAGAUACGAAAUCUGUGUUUACAACGAUUUCAGCCACCGCCUUUGCUUUUCUAAUCUUUCUUACAAUUCAAAUUGUGUUGAGUGUCACUAUUUAG
Plasmopara halstedii is the source of this 624-nucleotide messenger RNA. RefSeq names its product zinc iron permease. The coding region runs from base 1 to 624 and encodes 207 amino acids. The transcript has a single exon. Lineage: Eukaryota; Oomycota; Peronosporomycetes; Peronosporales; Peronosporaceae. The record is from RefSeq and is a predicted model, not a curated record.